Dicentrarchus labrax (European seabass) is the source of this 5836-nucleotide messenger RNA. It is a transcript of the gene cnot4b, whose product is annotated as CCR4-NOT transcription complex, subunit 4b. Lineage: Eukaryota; Metazoa; Chordata; Actinopteri; Moronidae. Gene Ontology annotation, cellular component: CCR4-NOT complex. The record is from RefSeq and is a predicted model, not a curated record. Bases 293 to 2710 code for a protein of 805 amino acids. The transcript is spliced from 13 exons. Gene Ontology annotation, molecular function: ubiquitin-protein transferase activity; RNA binding; metal ion binding. Gene Ontology annotation, biological process: protein ubiquitination.
UCACUGAGUUGUGUAGUUGCCCCUGUUCUCUCCUCCUUUCAAUGUAAGAUGGUGGUUUGUGGUGUAAGUAGGUAGCAGCACCUUUAUAAGCUGAUAGAAAAGGCCGGUGCCUUCCUUAAGACAACAGCCCCACAUACAGCAGCGUUCUGUACCGGAGCUUCUGUCCCACACAGGCAGACCUCUCCCUCUACAUCCUGGAGAGGAACCUCCAGUAACACAUAGGCAGGUGUCUGCAGCUCCUCCUGUCCCUGUCUGGUGAAAGCUGUCCAGUCCAGUAGUGUGGAACCGUAGGAUGUCCCGGAACCCUGAGGUGAAGGACGACCAGAUGGAGUGCCCACUGUGUAUGGAACCACUGGAGAUCGAUGACGUCAACUUCUUCCCCUGCACCUGUGGAUACCAGAUCUGCCGCUUCUGCUGGCAUCGAAUCAGGACAGAUGAGAACGGUCUCUGUCCCGCUUGCAGAAAGCCGUACCCAGAGGACCCAGCAGUGUACAAGCCGCUGUCACAGGAGGAGCUGCAGAGGAUAAAGAACGAGAAGAAACAGAAGCAGAACGAGAAGAAGCAGAAGAUCACAGAGAACAGAAAACAUCUGGCCAGCGUCCGUGUGGUCCAGAGAAACCUGGUGUUUGUAGUGGGGCUGUCUCAGAGGUUGGCUGACCCUGAGGUUCUAAAGAGGCCAGAAUAUUUCGGGAAGUUUGGGAAGAUUCACAAAGUGGUGAUCAACAACAGUACAUCAUACGCUGGUUCACAGGGGCCAAGUGCCAGUGCCUAUGUCACAUACCUCCGGUCUGAAGAUGCUCUCAGAGCAAUCCAGUGUGUCAACAAUGUAGUGGUGGACGGCAGAACUCUGAAGGCAUCCUUAGGAACAACAAAAUACUGCAGUUACUUUUUAAAGAGCAUGCAGUGCCCCAAACCAGACUGCAUGUAUCUACAUGAGCUGGGGGACGAAGCUGCCAGUUUUACUAAAGAGGAGAUGCAGGCAGGAAAGCAUCAGGAGUAUGAGCAGAAGCUGCUACAAGACCUCUACAAAAUAAACCCGACCUUCCUGCAGACCUCAGCUGUGUCAGGGGACAAGCCAAAGGGCAAAACUAAUUCUCUACAGAGGUGUAACAGUUCCAGUAAAGAUGGCUGGCUGUCAUUACAGCCGUCAGGGAGGACGACCAACGGUCUGUCAUCAGACCACGGGAAGAGUCCGCCAUUAGAUGGCUCUGACUCUGAACACUUGACCCCUGAGGGGCCUGAACCUGACCUCAGCCUUGGCCCAGUACCGGCCCUCUCCCCUUUCUCCUCAAACUGUGAUCUUGCUAGCCCCAGCAACAAACUGCCAGACAUUAUCGGUUUAAGCAAUGGUGAAACCUCACAACUGCUCCCAGGCAGUGACUCUCCAUCGCCCCCUCCUGGCCUCAGUAAGCCCAGCCUGGUAGUUCCCAUCAGUGUCACAGGCCACACAGUUCACUCCCCGUUUGAGGCGGCUGCUGCAGAGUCCCAGUCACUGUUUUCAGACAACAGUAACUUCAGGCAUCCAAACCCACUCCCCAGUGGACUGAGCGGCUUCCCCAGCUCCCCACACAGCAACGCUGACUGGCCAACUGCACCAGAGCCACAGAGCCUCUUCACCUCAGAUACCAUCCCGGUGUCCUCGUCCACGGACUGGCAGGCAGCAUUUGGCUUCGGCUCGUCCAAACAGCAGCAAGAGGACGACCUGGGCUUCGACCCCUUUGACGUCACUCGCAGGGCUCUGGCUGACCUCAUAGAGAAUGAGCUCUCUGUAGAAGAUGGAGUCAGCUUAUCACUUUCACCUGGCUCCUUCCCCCACAGAACUCACGGGCCCCUGCUAAACAAAGGCCUUGGGCCCCCAGGAGGGUUUCGACUCCUCAACCACCUCCCACCCUCUCACCACUUUUCUCAGCAUCAGCACCCUCACAGGGGAGGCUACAGUUCCUUCAGCUUCCCCACUCACGCUUCAUCAGCAUUAUCUUCAUCCUCCUGCUCCUCCACCUCCUCCUCCUCUUCCUCAGCAUCUUGUGGGUCCUGGAUGGGUUCUACCUCCUCACACAGUAACUUUAUGCAUAUGAACCACUCAGUCAGUCCAACAGCCUCCACCUCACACAGCAGCUUCUUGGACUUGCCAGCGCUGCCAAGACAUCACAAUACUGGACUUGGAGGAAUCCCUAUCACAGAAAACAGCGGUUGUGUAGAGAGCAUAAAUGUAAAGGAGUGGCAGGACGGCCUCCGAGCGCUAUUACCCAACAUCAACAUCAACUUUGGAGGACUUCCCAACUCCUUGUCUUCCUCAUCAUCAUCCUCCUCCUCAUCCAGUGUCAACCACAAUCACACAGGACCAACGGGGGUAUCUAGGAGUGUUUCUCACGGCCUCUGCUGGGACAGCACAGCCAGCUGGAGGGACCCAGCCAUUAUCAGAGGGAUCCCAGCCCCCAGUGGCAACAGUCUGGACACUCUUCAAGACGACAAUCCUCCACACUGGCUCAAGUCCUUGCAGACUCUCACAGAAAUGGAUGCCCCGUCCAGCUCAGCCUCACAAAACGGCCCCUUUGGGAGCCAGCCGACCCCCCACAGAGCUGGCUGGGCACACUACCCGGCCCCCACCAACCAGUUCCACUCCCCACCGCCAGGCUUCCAGACAGUCUUCAGACCCCCAACACAGACCCAGACAGACCUGCUACAGAGCGCUGCUGUGAACCGCCACUAGGGACUGUCAAAACACACACACACACACACACACACACACACACACACACACACACACACACACACACACACACACAUCAGCACUUCACAUCGAAUCAGCAGAUACAAAGUACAAAACUAUUAACAACUAAUAAGAUAAUAUAAUAUUUUAAUUUCUUCUGAGCUCUUGUGUUUCUUGUCUUGGUUUCUGAUGGUUGUUAUGAGUUUGGUCUAGGUGAGCUACCCCAGCCACACCUUCGUCUAAACUCAUUGUGUUCAAAGAGCGUGUUUAAGAGAUGCUUUGGAAUAAAGACAGCGGACCAAUGUGAUGUCUUAAAACGCCAUUUAACAAGUCUCUUCUCUAAAGUCAAUUUUUCAUGACAGAAGCUGUUUCCAAGAACCCUUGAAGGAAAUCAUUUAGAGGCAACAAGCUGCAUCUGAGAAUCAGACCCUUGAUUGUUUGAUCUGGAAGAAAAGGGAUUCUUACACGCGUAAUUACCAAAGCUGCACUUUUGGCACUUUGAAUACCCUGAGAGCAGCUGUUCCAAUUGACCUGGAAGUGAAGGGUCAUCCUGGUAGACCCGGUCUUCUACUUCUAAAACUGGAACAGUGGCGUUUUUCCUCCAUCCAUCACCAGAUGGCAACAAAGAGCAGUAUUUGGUGUCUGCAUUAUCUUAAAAAUCUAAAUGUAUUGACACUAAAUGACUAAAAUAAUAUUUAAUUUGUUGGCAAACCUAUCAUAGUUGUUGCAGUCUGCAUUGCUGCAACAUCUUAUAUUUCUGGGGAGGUGCUCGUCAGGCCAUACACGCAGGUUGAACAAUGCAGAAGUAUAAAACUGGUUUUAGUAGCAUAAAAGAGAAACUGAUUGUACACAUCAAACUGUGUUUACAGGAGUUGGGGAUCUGAUCUGAUAAAUGUCCUCAAGUGAUGUCACUUGAAUCAGCAUCAGUUGGAUCUGAUGACUAUAAGUUUGAAAAUGAAAGCAGUCUGGGGGUGUGGUGUGUUUAUCUUACCAGACCUCUGUAGCUGCUCAUCAUCUCUGCUCUACGUUAGUCGCUGCUAGCAUAACACACCUGAACAUCUCAUGGCAUUUUCCACCAACAGGAAACUAGCUCAGUUCAGGUUCCCACACCUAGGUUUGAACCAUUUGCAUUUAGCAUUUCUUCCAAAAAUAAAUUGGUUCAGAACCUAAAAAGUUGGUUCCCAACUGGAACCAAAAAAUAGCAGGUUUUCCUUGGGAACCAAAGUGGGAAUAUCAUAUUCUACAGGUUGUUGUGCAUUAUGCAGUGCCCUAUGUAGAUGAUGCAUACAAUUAGAAUGGUUCCACUUAAAAUUGGUAGAAAUGCAAGCAGGUUAACUAGAUAGCACCAAAGUUCAGUGGUCAGGAUAUCUUUGCGAUGCUAAAUCAACAAGGUCCUCAUCAAAUUAAUUAUGUUGACAAACUGGAAAAAUUGCCUUAUUUUUAAUGGGAAGAUGCAAUUCUUGUAUUCCCAAGGAAGCAGUUUCCACUAUAGGGCGCAAUAUAUAUGGAUGCACACACAGUUCUGUUUAUGCCACGUCUGUAUACAGGGAUGUUUUCACAUGUGUCAGCAUAUAUGGUUCACACACAUUUUAGGCAGCACACAAACUUGCAGACAAGAACAAAAAAUAAAAUUUGUGUUAAGGGAUGCAGUGCUCUUUACAGAGCAGUACAGUAAAUGGGUUUGGAUCUGUUCCAUAGACUGAAAGGCUUGUAAGUCAAAAGCAGAAAGUGUGUAUCUGUGGACCCCUUAAUGCUGCUGAGUGAACACUGACUCUGUGUCCCCAGGAGACCAAACCUCUGUAUCAGAGGGCUGAAGGUAGACAGACAGUGGCAGGAUGUGGGCUGUCGCCCAUUGUCCCAGAUUUCUAUGACCGCUUGAAGCCUCAACUACACGAGUGAUUUCGUCAGGGUAGUCACUGUUCUGUGGUCAUUUGUUGUUCUCCUGUCAGCUUUAGAUAUUUAAACUAGAAGGAGUUUUUAACUGGUUGUGAAACAGUCUCAGUUUAAUACCGAUGCCUCUAUGUGACCUACGUAUACAAACAGUUUCUAUAUAGUUAUUCUUAAUGCAUACCAUUGGGAGAGAUUUUGUCAGAUUCACCUUGAAAUUGGUUUCCCCCUUUUCACCAAUGUAAAUGCACAUGUCCCCAAUGUUAGCAAUUGUUACCAAGGUUAGCUGGCUAGCUAGCUAGCUGUUGGUCAGCUAACAUCCAAGCAAGCAUAGCUACUAAGUUCUCACAUCAAUGUUGCAAAGAUGGAAUGUAACAUUGUUACGAAUGCACCAUUGAUGUUAGGCUAGCUAGCUGUUGGACAGCGAACAUUACCCAAGCAAACACGGCUACUCAUUUCUGACAUCAAUGUUUCCUUCAAAACAUCAAUGAUGCGUUUGCAAAAAUAAUGUUACGUUCAACUUUCAUAAAAUUAAUGUGAGAAAUUAGCAGCUAUUUUUGGGUAAGGUUAGCCGACCAACAGUAAACUCAAAUCUUACAAUAAAUAAUAAUGGAAACAUAUACAGAUGUACAGUGAUGUAAUGAAAUGGCUUUCUAGCACUUUUGAGAUGAGAAAUUAGUUGUGAAAAGCUAAUAAGUACAUAGCUGGCUGGCAACAAGAAGGCACACCCAGCCCCAGACACAAGUGGUUCUUGGUUACAAGGCAAUAGGAAGACCGCUUUUAUCUACAGGGGCCACCAGAAUCAACACAAAAUGAAAGUUCCUUGCAGGGGCUUUAAAUAAAAGUGAAUAAAGUAUUUGUGUAAGAAAGAGUGAUCUUAAUUGCACUGGGCUGCAGCGGGGAGCUCUCUUAAAGUUAAUCUCACAGGACUAGUGUCUUUUUUUUUUUUUUUUUUUCAUUUCAGAAGAUUUGAUGAUUGUUGAGGUUGUGCUGGGAUAGUAGAGUUUCAGACCAACUCAAACCAUCAGAAACAUUAGGUGUACACCACCUUUAUCAUCCAUCUUUUUUCAUAAGGUCCUGACAGCUUUCAUAAUUCAGCAGUAUUCUUGAGGAUUAAGACACUGACUAACAUGUUCACAAUGUUCAAACAUGUCGAAAAUGAAGAGCUGAGGGGGAUCACACCUCUGUAGGUCUGGAUCAUAAAUCAAACUAAAUAUUAAAUAAAAGAGAAAAUAUAAA